Molecule: messenger RNA, 1023 nt
Organism: Limanda limanda (common dab)
Lineage: Eukaryota; Metazoa; Chordata; Actinopteri; Pleuronectiformes; Pleuronectidae
Gene: rchy1
Product: ring finger and CHY zinc finger domain containing 1
Exons: 9
Coding region: 1-858 (285 amino acids)
Biological process (GO): protein ubiquitination; ubiquitin-dependent protein catabolic process
Cellular component (GO): nucleus
Molecular function (GO): zinc ion binding; ubiquitin protein ligase activity
Source: RefSeq, a predicted model, not a curated record
AUGGCUGCCGCCGGGUGUGAUCACUACGUCCGCAGCUGCUUAUUGAAAGCCCCCUGCUGUGGGAAACUGUACGUGUGCCGGCUGUGCCAUGAUGCAGAGGAAAACCACCAGAUGGAUCGAUUCAAAGUCCGAGAAGUGCAGUGCUCUGGGUGUCUGACUGUGCAGCAGGCGCAGCAGACUUGCCAGCAGUGUCAUGUGCAGUUCGGGGAGUAUUACUGUGACAUUUGCCACUUAUUCGACAAGGAUAAGAAGCAGUACCACUGUCUACCUUGUGGAAUAUGCAGGAUUGGCCCCAGGGAGAAAUAUUUCCAUUGUGACAAGUGCAAUCUGUGUUUAGCUCAGGAUCUUCAGGGAAACCACAAGUGUGUUGAAAAUGUGUCACGGCAGAACUGUCCAGUGUGCAUGGAGGAUAUUCACACGUCCAGAAUUGGGGCUCAAGUUCUACCAUGUGGUCAUCUGUUACACAAGACCUGCUUUAAUGCCAUGAUCAGAACAGGAGCGUACCGCUGCCCUCUGUGUAUGCAUUCUGCCUGGGCCAUGGAGGACCACUGGGAACAGAUCGACGUAGAGAUUGCUCAGUCACCGAUGCCCACUGAAUACCAGGGUGCUACUGUCAAAAUUAUUUGUAACGACUGCCAAGCUCACUGCACGGUGCCUUUCCAUGUGCUGGGCAUGAAGUGCACCGGCUGUGGCUCCUACAACACGGCACAGGAGGGAGGACUCAUCCAGCCGCUUCAACCACAACCACAACAGCCAGAGCAGGAGGUUGAGGAUGAGGAUGAGGAUGAGGCAGACACAGAGCCAGAGCCAGAGCCCGAGCCCGAGCCCCAGCCCGAGCAGCAAGAUCAACCCGAGUAACUCGUGCCACAUUAUCAGUUCAACCUAAAUGACUUUGACUGGUCCCCUUCAUUGUUGAAAUUAUAUUGAUUGCAACAGUUGGCAGAGCCAACAUUCUGUGAUUUUAUAUAUACAGCAGUGGCAAAAUGUUGUGAGAAAGACACAAAUAUAAAUGUUCACAAAGUC